Arctia plantaginis is the source of this 3975-nucleotide messenger RNA. NCBI's taxonomy places the organism in Eukaryota, Metazoa, Arthropoda, Insecta, Lepidoptera, Erebidae. The record is from the annotation of a GenBank genome assembly.
AUGUUUAUAUUGAAUUGUUUUGCUGAUUUACCGCCAAAAGAUACACCCUACCGCUAUGAUAAGAAACAAAGCCCGGAGGAUUCAUCAGGUUUUCCGAGCCGCAUGACUUUCAGCUGGUUCGAUCCAAUUGCUAUAACAGGGUACCGAAGAACUUUAACAGAAAAUGAUUUAUGUUCUAUCAGCCCUAAUCUAGCUUCUGAAGCAACUGUCCCACAAUUUGAAAAACACUGGAAACGUGCGUUGAAAAAAUGUGGAUGGAAAUCAGACGAAUUAGAUUGUUCAGAAAGUACUUCAUUAAAAGGCCAAAGAAAGGAGCAAAGGGUAGUAUCUGUACUACCUGUCAUGUUUAAAGCCUUCGGAGGACAGUUCCUAAUAUCGGUAGUUUUAAAACUGUGCAACGACUUACUAAUAUUUGCCGCACCAGAAUUACUUAGAUUACUUGUAGGUUUCGUUGAGGGUAAAGAACCGGUAUGGAGGGGCUACUUGUACGCCGUUGGCAUGUUAGUAUGUGCAUCGUUACAAACUGUCUUCUUAGGGCAGUACUACUUAAAGACAUCUAAAGUCGGAGUCAAAAUUAAUUGUGCAUUGAGUAGUAUGAUAUAUAAAAAAGCUCUAAGUUUAACUAACGAAGCCAGGAAAACUUCCACGGUCGGAGAAAUAAUGAACCUGAUGUCUACAGAUGUAAGCAGGUUUAACGACUUAACCCUUAUACAUUUAGUAUGGUCUGCACCAUUGCAGGUAGCAUUGGCAAUGUACUUCUUAUGGGGUGUCCUAGGGGCAGCAGUCCUGGCCGGCUUAGCAGUAAUUAUAUUACUAAUGCCGAUCAAUGCAUUCUUUGCUGGUAUACAGGAAAAAUUUCAAACAAAGUUAAUGCACUGUAAAGAUGAAAGAAUUAAAUUAAUGAGCGAAGUACUUAAUGGAAUGAAAGUUCUUAAAAUAUACGCAUGGGAGAAGAGCUUUCAAGAACAUGUUCUUAAGAUAAGAAAUAAAGAGUUGCAUAUUUUGAAGACGAUGGUUUAUUAUGGAUCUAUCACAGCUUUCGUUUGGUUCUCCACACCAUUUCUUGUCUCACUGAGUUCAUUUGGCUGUUUUGUCUUAUUACACGACACAGAAGUUCUAGAUUCGAAAAGAGCAUUCGUCGCUUUAGCUCUUUUUAAUGUACUUCGUUACCCUAUGACAAUGUUACCUAAUGUCAUAUCUAACGCAAUACAGACUUAUGUAAGCAUCAAAAGAUUAAAUAAAUUUAUGAACUCUGAAGAAUUAGAUACACGUAUGAUAGAACACAAUCUAAAUGAACGUGACCAGAUUUUAAUUGAAAACGGUCACUUCUCUUGGGGUGGUGAGGAUGCGGAGCCAGUGUUGAGCAACAUAAACAUUCGUAUUCCUCGUGGAUUGCUUGUGGCUGUCGUAGGCGCUGUCGGUUCGGGCAAGAGCUCCCUAAUUUCUGCGCUGCUUGGAGACAUGGAUAAACUUUCGGGGCGUGUUAACAUAAAAGGUGAAACAGCGUACGUUACCCAACAGGCCUGGAUACAAAACGCUACUGUACAAAACAAUAUUUUAUUUGGCAAGCCACUUAACAAAUCUAGAUAUAAUCAAGUUAUACAAGCAUGUGCGUUAAAAACUGAUUUAGCUAUUCUUGCUGGUGGCGAUCAGACAGAAAUUGGUGAAAAGGGUAUAAAUUUGUCGGGUGGCCAGAAGCAACGUGUGUCACUAGCGCGUGCGGUUUACUUUGAUGCGGACAACUACUUCCUGGAUGAUCCACUCAGUGCCGUAGACUCGCAUGUUGGGAAACAUCUUUUCAAUGAAGUAAUAGGCCCGAAUGGUGUACUUAGAAACAAAACUCGUCUGUGGGUAACACAUAAUAUAUCCUACCUUGCGCAAACUGACCUGAUCUUAGUAUUGCGUGACGGUCAGAUUUGGGAGGCUGGCAAAUAUCACGAGCUGUUGGAUAAAAAGGGUGCUUUUGCUGAUUUUCUUCUGCACCACCUAAGUGAUGUAGAACAAUCAGCCAAAGAAGAUGAUUUGGAAGAUGUCAAGCACGAUUUAGAGAGUAAACUUGGUUCGACAUUUGAAGACAGGUUUCAAAGAGCUAGGUCUUUGUCAGCUGGUACCCAUUCUGUGCCUGAAACAAUUACUGCAGGUGAUCAUGUAAAGUCGAAAGAACGUUUGGACGAAACUGAGGUCGAAAAUGAGUUUGAUCAACUUAUUGAAGCAGAAAAAGCAGAAACCGGCAGAGUAAAGUGGGCAGUUUACAAACAUUACUUGAUGAAUGUUGGUGUUUUUGCAGCUCUGGGAACUGCUUUCAUAUACAGCGCGAUACACUGUUUACAAAUCGGUGGUAACUUUUGGCUCGUUCGUUGGUCUAAUGAGAAAGAUAUGCUCGUGAAUGGCACUGUGGACACAAAGUUGCGAGACAUGUAUCUUGGAGUGUACGGCGGCAUCGGUUUUAUUCAUGUGACAGUAUCAAUAUUCGCCGAUCUUUUGCCCUUCUUGGCAUGUUGGAAGGCAGCAAAAAUUCUCCAUGAAGUAUUAUUAAAGAAUUUAUUCAGAGCACCGUUGCAAUUCUUUGAAGUAACUCCUGUUGGCAGAAUAAUCUCAAGGCUGUCUAAAGAUGUAGAUUCCGUAGAUGUGGCUCUCCCUUGGCAAAUAGCUACCGUAAUCAACUGUACUUUUGAGGUCUUAGGAACAUUGCUCGUGAUAAGUUACUCAACACCUUUGUUUAUGGCUGUAAUAAUACCUAUUGGAGUUUUAUAUUACGCCAUACAGCGGUUCUACGUGCCGACAUCGAGACAGCUCAUGAGGAUUAUGUCUGUAUCUCGGUCUCCGAUAUUUUCCUACUUUAAUGAAAGCAUUUUGGGUGCUACCAGUAUUCGUGCCUUUGGGGUUAAGGACAGAUUUAUCAAAGAAUCUCAAGAGAGAGUUGAUUACUAUCAGUCAUAUACCUAUCUGAGAGCCGUUGCGGAUAGAUGGCUCGGAGUUCGACUCCAAGUGAUAGGCAGUCUUAUAAUAUUCUUCGCAGCAUUAUUCGCGGUGAUCAGUCAAGAGACUAUUAAUCCGGGCCUCGCAGGGCUUUCCAUCAGUUAUACAUUAGAGAUCACACAAACCUUGGGUUAUUUGGUUCAAGCUACAUCAAUAGUAGAAACUGACAUUGUAGCAGUGGAGCGUAUGAAAGAGUAUGCUGAAAUAGAACAAGAAGCAGAGUGGACAAAGACUCCAGGCCCACACCCUUCAUGGCCAGAGUUAGGAGCCGUCGAAUUCGAAGGAUUAACUAUGGCUUAUCGCAAUGGAGCGGAGCCCGCUCUACAUGACGUCACAUGUUCAAUAGCGCCGGGAGAUAAAGUUGGUAUAGUUGGGCGCACCGGUGCUGGCAAGUCUACACUCACACUUGGUUUAUUCAGGAUUGUAGAAGCAACAGCAGGCCGUAUUCUGAUCGAUGGGCUCGACAUUUCUAAAAUAGGUCUACAUCAGCUGCGUUCGCGUAUCACUAUUAUUCCACAAGACCCUGUGCUAUUCUCAGGCUCACUACGAAUGAAUCUCGAUCCUUUUGAGUCAUACUCAGACGAUGAAAUCUGGCGUGCUCUCGAACAUGCACAUCUCAAACCUUACGUACUUGGACUAUCUGCAGGGCUACGACACGAGGUAUUGGAAGGCGGUGAGAACCUAUCAUUAGGACAACGACAACUAGUUUGCUUAGCGAGAGCGUUGCUGCGAAAAACUCCUCUACUCGUAUUAGACGAGGCAACUGCUGCGAUUGACCUUGAAACUGAUGAGCUUAUUCAGAAAACUAUACGAUCUGAAUUCUCGGCAUGUACUGUGAUAACCAUCGCUCAUCGGCUGAACACUAUAAUGGACUCCACUAAGGUUAUGGUUCUGGACAAGGGUCAACUCAUCGAAUAUGCGCCUCCAGAGCAACUACUACAGAACAAAAACUCUAUGUUUUAUAGUCUAGCCAAAGAUGGAGGUUUAGUGAGCUAA